AUGGGGAAACAAAACAGCAAGCUGACCCCUGAAGUGAUGGAGGACCUGGUGAAGAGCACAGAAUUUAACGAGCACGAACUGAAGCAAUGGUACAAGGGCUUCCUGAAGGACUGUCCCACUGGUCGGCUCAACCUGGAGGAGUUCCAGCAGCUCUACGUUAAGUUUUUCCCUUAUGGUGACGCAUCCAAGUUUGCCCAGCAUGCCUUCAGGACCUUUGACAAGAACGGCGACGGCACCAUUGACUUCAGAGAGUUCAUCUGCGCGCUGUCCAUCACAUCACGAGGCAGCUUCGAGCAAAAACUCAACUGGGCCUUCAACAUGUACGAUCUGGAUGGCGACGGCAAGAUCACACGGGUGGAGAUGCUGGAGAUCAUCGAGGCGAUCUACAAGAUGGUGGGCACGGUGAUCAUGAUGAAAAUGAAUGAGGAUGGCCUGACGCCCGAGCAAAGGGUGGACAAGAUCUUCUCCAAGAUGGACAAGAACAACGACGACCAGAUCACGCUGGAGGAGUUCAAGGAGGCGGCAAAGAGUGACCCCUCCAUCGUAUUACUCCUGCAGUGUGACCUGCAGAAAUAG
Molecule: messenger RNA, 576 nt
Organism: Lampris incognitus (smalleye Pacific opah)
Lineage: Eukaryota; Metazoa; Chordata; Actinopteri; Lampriformes; Lampridae
Gene: vsnl1a
Product: visinin-like 1a
Exons: 3
Coding region: 1-576 (191 amino acids)
Molecular function (GO): calcium ion binding
Source: RefSeq, a predicted model, not a curated record